CGUUCCACGAUCCGUGUGAUCCUAGUCCAGUUCAAACUCUUGCUCUGUCACGCAACGCUAGGCUCUGCCUUAUCAGAAUCAUCAUUCCGUUCCGUGACGGAAAUGAAACUGCCUGACGCAAAAACAAGGGCGGUUACCUAGCUUCUCGUGACUCACAUGCAGCGGGCACCGAUCAGCCUGAGAGUGGCUACUUUAUAAUACUACAAAUGUUGUAUCUAAGCUGCUGCUAUUUGAAGAAAAAUAUUUUACUUAUUGACCCAUCCCUGCAGAAACCGAUGAAGUAAUGACUGCUCUAAUAGCCCCUACCAGGUCGCCAAGUUUCGAGGGACUCAUAUUCUUUGUCUACGACCGAGAGGCUGUGAAAAAAGAAGCAGAUCCACCCGAAAAUGCUAUCAUCUACUUCUACCCUCCCUCGGCCUCUAUGGAAGAUCGGAUUUCUAUAUGUGGACAACUAAUUGGAGUGUCACAUUUUAUGCAUGGCUUUAUUGGUGCCAGGCCAGCCCUUUGUAAGCUGCAGACAGAGAAGGUGGCAACUGUGCAUUCUGGCCAAUACACCUUGGCACUUGGUGGAAACCUCAGUGAACCUGAUUCACUGUUGAUAAGACAGCUAGAGACCCUUCAGAGUAUCUUCAAAUUUUACCAUGGCUCAUUAGAGAGGAUUAGAAUGGUGAGUCUGUUUGAUACCUGGGUAUGGAUAAAAAAUUAUUGCAUACUAAGGGUUAACAACUACUAUAUGUCAGACUCAUGUCACACGAGUUAAAAUGCUCUAUUCCCACACUCCACCUCAUUACUCAGGUGUACAUUCUUGUAUUAAUUGGUAGCCACUAUAUAGGGGGAGUAGAUUGAAAUAUUGUUGUAGUUGCUUAAAGCUACAGAAACUGGAUGAGCUCUGGCACCUACAGGAUCCUUUGCCUGAUGCAAAUGUUAUUAAUUAUAUGAUGGCUUAUGAUGCUACAUGCAAGUGAUAAGUGUUAUAAAAUGAAUUUUCAUUAGUGAUAUUAGAGCAGUUUUAAACUGAGUGUCGUAAAACCAAAACCAAAGCCAAAGCAAUCACUUACCGAUUAGACUACUCAGCCAAACUCAAACAAGUAAUUGCCUGAUUACAUUCGACACUCAAUUGAAAACCACUCUUGUAGUAUUCGUCUUAUUAGUAUUUUAACUGAGUGCGAAAGAAUAAAAACGCCGUUUACAGUUUGCAAAUAUCUGCGUUAGUUCCGAAGAUAUUUAA
Molecule: messenger RNA, 1228 nt
Organism: Orbicella faveolata
Lineage: Eukaryota; Metazoa; Cnidaria; Anthozoa; Scleractinia; Merulinidae
Biological process (GO): protein targeting; melanosome assembly; vesicle-mediated transport
Cellular component (GO): cytoplasmic vesicle; lysosomal membrane; BLOC-3 complex
Molecular function (GO): small GTPase binding; guanyl-nucleotide exchange factor activity
Source: RefSeq, a predicted model, not a curated record